AUGAGCGCCCCGGCCGCCAACGAUCGCGACCCGUUCGAGUGUCCGCUCUGCGAGAUCAGCUAUGCGGAAUGGCGGCAGCCGCUGUGCAUCAGCUGCGGCCACACCGUCUGCACGUUGUGCACGGCCGAGGGGAGGGCGUCCACCUGCCCGAUCUGCAGUGCCCCGAUCACUUCUUCAUUCAUCAAUUUCGCCCUUAUCGAAGCGCACCGCGCCUACAAAAACAUUUUGGAGGCAAAGGCCCUUCAAGAUUUCGAAAUGCGAAGCAUCCGCGAAGAGCUCGUUGAGCUCAAGGUCGCCGUGGAGGUCGACAAAAAAAUUAACCUGUCUGACACUGAGAAGUGCCCCAGAAAUGGGGCGCAAAGUGGAAACGGCCAGGCCGAGGAGCCGAUGGCUCAAGAGAAUCAGAUGAGAAUUGAAGCUCCCGUGCCCCCAAUGGAAUCACCCAUUUUCCCGGAGCCGCGCGGAGUCAACACGGAAGGAAAUACCACCCAGCUCCGCAUCAGUCCCGUCAACGAGCGCCGUACUCCAAAUUACGGCCUGGAAGUCGCCUACCGUACCCCCGGAAAUUCACCCGGCUACGAGAGAAACAACGACACGUCUGACAUGGAAAACUACCGGAAUUCGGUUGCUUACCGUACCCCGGCUACGGAGAGCUACGCACCAGUACGCCCUCAGACUCGUCAAGAGGUGUAUGGGAACCAAAGGCAUCAGGAUGCCUACCGUAACCAAUGUGGUGCCAAUUACGGUAACGGAUUUGUGGGCAGGAUCAGCCCGAAUGAACCGCUCUACGGACCGAUCCGUAAUGACGGAUACCGUACGGAGGCGCCUUACGGAACAGCAUAUAUCAACCCGAGUCCACGGAGCUACGAGGCAAACCGUAAUGACGGGUAUCGUACGAAGGUGUCUUACGGAACCGGACGAGCUGCACAGCUCAACUACGAGCCGAUCCAUAAUGAUGCAUUCCGUGAGGAGGUGCCUUACGGAAGAGGACCGCCACCCGCCUACGAAUCGAUCCGUAAUGACGGCCACCGUCCAGAGGUGCCUUACGGAACAGGUCGAGCUGAAGGACUAGGCUACGGCUACGCGACGCGCCGUCAUGACGACUACAGUACGCAUGCGUACUAUGGACAUGAACACAUAAAUCCGGUUGAAAGAAGCCGUUCCACUUCCGGGUCCGGCUCAAGUCGUUCACCGGAAAAGCGGACGACCGCUGUAAUUCUAGCACCAGAGAAGAAGAUCGUGCCAACCUUCGAAAAAGUGCCGCUGUGCCAUCGAAAAGAGGCGGCCAAGUACAAGAGCGCGCCGGCCAACGGACUACCGAAAAUCGAGUCGAGCGCCGGCUUCGCGUUGAACGGCUUCAGGAAUAAGGUCAAGGGCCGAACGCACGAGAGACAGUUCGCCAGCCCGUUUGCCCAGCCGGGGAUGGAGAAGACGGACAAGCUGUUGCUCCGCGGCAUCCCGCUUGGCGUCACCGAGGCUCAGCUUUGCCGGGAGUUGUUCGGCUGCAAGGCCCUCAAGUCGAUUAGGGUGCGCGCAUCGCGCGAGAAACAGAACUGCAUCGCCGAGUUCCAGCUGGGUGAAGCUGCCGUGAAGCAGGUGAUCGCCGCGUGGGACAAGAAGCGCUUCCCCGGCACUAGCCACGUCUUGACUGCCGAUUUCCUGUGGGAAAAGACGAAAGAUGCGGUAGAGAGGGAGGGAGUGACCAACGAGAUUGACGUCAUCGUUGAGGAUGUAAACGAAGAAAAGACUUCUACGACCACAGAAACCGAUUCGGGCCUCGAUUCUGCA
Molecule: messenger RNA, 1788 nt
Organism: Mesorhabditis spiculigera
Lineage: Eukaryota; Metazoa; Nematoda; Chromadorea; Rhabditida; Rhabditidae
Source: the annotation of a GenBank genome assembly